Molecule: messenger RNA, 1725 nt
Organism: Trypanosoma theileri
Lineage: Eukaryota; Euglenozoa; Kinetoplastea; Trypanosomatida; Trypanosomatidae
Exons: 1
Coding region: 1-1725 (574 amino acids)
Source: RefSeq, a predicted model, not a curated record
AUGGGACGAGGCAAAGGACGUGCGAAGGGCAUUGAUGUGACGAAACACAUUUUUCAGCCCAGCGGCCCGUCGGAUCUCAUUUCUGUGCGGAUAUCCCCCGCGGAGGUCAUUCACGUGCUGGAGGAGGACCUCAGCCCCACGGAGGGGAGCGUCGCCGCCUUCGCCCUCAAGCGGGAGGGGCGGAUGGAGGCCCCCGUGAAGUUGUGCGCCAACUGGCGACAGGGCGCCUGCCACAGUUACGCCGCCUGCAGCAACGCCCACGUGAAGGCGUACUUUGACAGUCCCGUGCUGCCGGCCGUAGGGAAUAAUAACAAUAAUAAUAAUAACAACAACAACAACAAUAACAACAACUCCACACCACUGGGAAGCCCCGUGCAGCGAGCACGUGAGGAUUGGAGUCACCUUACCUUGCAGCAACAACAACAUCAUCAUCACUCCCACAGUAACCACCAGCAUCAACAACAACAACAACAACAGCCAAAUAGCAAUUCGUCAGAUCCAGCCCGUCUGUCUGAUCACAAGACUUCUUCUACUAUUUCACACAGUACACCAAUACCUGUACCGAGAAGUCAACAAGUUAACAGACUGACACCUAAUACAACGGGUUCCUCCGCUAUUCUGGGUACUCCCAACACUGGGAUACAAUGGAGCCGUAAAGUUUUGGGGAAUGGUAUUCAGCAAGGAAAUUAUCCACAACAGCAUUCACUACAGAAACCACUGCAGACGCAUGAAAUAAUACAACAACAACAACAGUAUGUAGUUUCACAAACUCGGGGAAGCUGGGGUGGUCAAAAAGUUUCUGAUGAUAUUAACUGGGUGACGACCAAUGGUACAACAGUAGUGGACACCUUUUUAGAGGCCGCCUCACAUAAGCAACAUGGAAAAAAUGAACUAACAAGGAAUGAUGUUCACUAUGGUUCCAGUAAUAAAAACAAUAUCAUCGCCUCCACCAGAAAUAAUAAUAGCAACAGCAACAACAGCAGCAAUAAUGUUUUUGCUUCCUCCAAUAGUGGAAAUGGGGUUCACUUAACUGGACCAGAGAAUGCUACUGGAAGUCUCAUAGAUGAUGUAUGGGCUACUUCGGGACUUGAACAAAAUAGUGUUUGUGAUGCUACCUGGUGUGUUGGGGGCUCUGAAGGGUGGGAUCUGCACCCCUCUGGUAUAUUAUCAGGAGAAUCAACAGGAGGGGUAACCGCAACGCCAGCAACCGUAACGACAACCGUAACUCCAGUAACCAUGACGGCAUCCACAACUAGGUCAUUAGGCACAGGAGCAGUAACGAUGGAUGGGGCAUCAGUUUUUAUGGGACAUGAAUUAAAUGUAACAAAUUCAGUGGCCUCGCGUGGGGAUCUCUGGGGUUCAUUUUCUGCCAGUAAUACUCUCUCUGUAGGAAGUAGUAACAGAAAUGCUGGAAUAACAUCCCCCUCUGAAGCGCUUAAAAAUCAAUUACUACGCGAGUUAGUUGGAGCUGGUAAUGAUACUACCGAUCCCUCUUCUAUGUUAGACUCCGUGCACUGCGACAGUCGAACAAACUUGCAGGCGAGCAGUUGUUUCUCUUACCCAGAAAGUGGUAAAACAACCUCCGAGUUCUUAUCUUUGUUAGGUGGGAGUGAAGAGAAGACCUCCGCCAGCAGUGUCAUCUCCGCACAGUUACAGAAUCCCUCUACUGUAGAACAGCUUAUGUUGCUUCUUACUACAGAGGAACCAGGUGAAGCAAAGAAGUAA